GCUAGAAUGUGAAAGUUUCUCUAGCGAUCUAGCUGACCUUGACGAUCGUUGAACUUGUAUUUUGUCGUCAUAGCAAAUCACAUUCAGUCACUGAUCACACUUUAGUUAGGAAGGAUUAGAUGUACGAUCAAACACUUUGAGAAAGAAAAACUAUUGAUUCUUCUGUUGUAAACUGCAUUGCUUUAGGCGUUAUUGUUCAACCGCCAUUCUGUCAACAAGGCCGAUCGAGAUGUUCUCACGAUCAUCAUCAUCAUCAUCGGCUUCAUUGCGAUGCGUGCAAUUGAUUGCAUUCAGUGUGUUGCUGUACUGUAGCGCAACAGAUCACCUCGCCCAAGCUCAGGAACUACAGCCCCAAAACAAGAUGGCCAGCAGUGAUAACAGUUAUCAGGUGGUGCAGCUUCCCGGUCCACGGACAAAGCUGGGCGAGGGGCCAGUUUGGGACAUCGACACCCAGAGCCUUUACUAUGUGGAUAUCAACACACCGGCCGUCCAUCGGUACGAUUACGCAGAAAAUCGUACCUACAGUGCAAAGCUUGAGGGAGCCAACUCCAUUUCCUUCAUCGUGCUUGUCGCGGGACAGCCGGAACAUUUCGUUGUAGGCGAGAACAACCGUGUGACCCUGAUCCGUUGGGACGGUCGAUCGGAGGAAGCACACCACGUCCGUGUACUGGCCGAUUUGGGCAACAGCCAGAGUCACGUUCGUUUCAACGACGGUAAGGUUGAUCCAUCCGGACGGCUGUACGCUGGAACGAUGCAGCUGGAAACCCUUGGGGAUCUGUUCGCUCAGAAGGAGGGACAGUUUUUCCGCUACACGAAUGGAACCAUGGUGGUGCAGAAGCAGAACAUUAGUAUCUCGAACGGUCUGACAUGGGAUGAGCCGGGCAAUCCGUCCCGAAUGUAUUACAUCGAUUCUGCCGCGCUGGACGUGAAGGCGUUUGAUGUGGAUGCGAACGGUGAUCUGAAGAAUGAGACUGUGUUUUACGAUUUGCGCAUCAACGGAGCUAAUCCGGGCUAUGUCCCCGACGGGAUGACGAGCGAUGCCGACGGGAACCUGUAUAUUGCCACCUGGGGUGGUUCGAAGGUUAUGAAGGUGGAUAAACGAACGCAGCAGCUUCUUCAGGAAAUUAAAAUUCCAGCAGAGCAGGUUACAUCUGUCGCGUUCGGAGGCCCUCAGCUGGAUGAGCUGUUCGUCACGACUUCUUCUAACGGCGGAAAGCCUGCACCGGCCGGGGAGCUGUUCAAAGUAACCGGACUGGGCGUUAAGGGAAAACCGAUGCACAAAAUGGUUCUGUAGAUCACCUUUGGAAUAAAAACGAUAACGCGCUUGUUUUGUAAUGUAGUA
Molecule: messenger RNA, 1342 nt
Organism: Anopheles stephensi (Asian malaria mosquito)
Lineage: Eukaryota; Metazoa; Arthropoda; Insecta; Diptera; Culicidae
Product: regucalcin-like
Exons: 4
Coding region: 230-1294 (354 amino acids)
Biological process (GO): L-ascorbic acid biosynthetic process
Molecular function (GO): calcium ion binding; gluconolactonase activity
Source: RefSeq, a predicted model, not a curated record